This is a messenger RNA of Aspergillus alliaceus, 897 nucleotides long. RefSeq names its product flavo protein-like protein. The transcript is spliced from 2 exons. Gene Ontology annotation, molecular function: oxidoreductase activity. Bases 1 to 897 code for a protein of 298 amino acids. The record is from RefSeq and is a predicted model, not a curated record. NCBI's taxonomy places the organism in Eukaryota, Fungi, Ascomycota, Eurotiomycetes, Eurotiales, Aspergillaceae.
AUGGCGGAUCCGUCUGCUGCCCAGCCGGGGCUAACUGUCUCUGGCUUCGUCAGUGGGCACGAGAGCAUGCAACUCCCUGAACACCCGUCUCUGGCUAUAUUACAGAGCGAUGAUGACGUCGAUGUCCGCCAGAAAUACCGCCCCUUCAUUCUCGAAGACGACGCGACUGAGGACUGGGUCAGUACCUUGGAGUUGACAACCGCCAUGGACAUGGCAGCGCGGGAACUAUACAAGUCAAACCGCAGGCUAAAAGUUCUGGUGUUAUACGGCAGUCUUCGUCGGAGGUCCUAUUCUCGCUUGGUGGCGCUGGAAGCCAGCAGGAUUCUCUUCCGUCUGGGCUGUGAUGUCCGCGUGUUUAAUCCUGAGGGACUGCCAGUGAAGAAUGAUACCGAGCAAAGCCACCCCAAGGUGCAAGAGCUCCGAGAGCUGAGCAAAUGGAGUGAUGGUCAUAUCUGGGUUUCUCCUGAACAGCACGGCAAUCUAACCGCUGUGUUCAAAAAUCAGAUCGACUGGAUCCCGCUUACCACUGGGAGUGUUCGUCCCACGCAAGGCCGGACCCUUGCCAUUGCUCAGGUGUGCGGUGGAUCGCAAUCAUUCAACGCCGUAAACUCCCUGCGUAUUCUCGGCCGGUGGAUGCGCAUGUUUACUAUCCCGAAUCAGUCGUCUAUCCCCCAAGCAUAUACCCACUUCCCUGCCGAGGGUCAACCGGAAGACCAGAGACUUAUGCCUAGUAGUAACCGGGACCGUCUGGUGGACUGCAUGGAAGAGUUUGUGAAGUAUACUAUCCUCAUGCGUCCUCACUUGGAACUUUUUGGUGAUCGGUUCAGUGAGCGGGAGGAGAGGAGGAUUAAGGAGGAGAAGGUAAGGGCAACACUCUCAAAGACAAGCUCAGUGUAG